Messenger RNA from Pogona vitticeps (central bearded dragon), 2251 nucleotides. It is a transcript of the gene SLC47A1, whose product is annotated as solute carrier family 47 member 1. Gene Ontology annotation, biological process: xenobiotic detoxification by transmembrane export across the plasma membrane. Gene Ontology annotation, molecular function: antiporter activity; xenobiotic transmembrane transporter activity. Gene Ontology annotation, cellular component: membrane. The record is from RefSeq and is a predicted model, not a curated record. NCBI's taxonomy places the organism in Eukaryota, Metazoa, Chordata, Lepidosauria, Squamata, Agamidae.
GAUCCGGGCCCGGCGGGAAGGGGGGAGCCCCAAGCCUCGCCCGCCCGAGGGCUCCCAGGCGGCCGGCAGCUCCGGCGGCUCUUCCCGGUCGGGGCUGGGCGAGAAGCCCGGGAGCUGGUCCAGAUCGGGGGCUCGGUGUUUGUGGCUCAGCUGCUGGGCUUCCUGAUCAGCGUGGUCAGCUCCAUCUUCUGCGGCCAUCUGGGAAAAGCCGAGCUAGACGCGGUCACGCUGGCCGUAUCGGUGGUCAACGUCAUCGGCAUUUCCAUCGGAACCGGGCUGGCGUCUGUCUGUGACACCCUCAUGUCCCAGACCUACGGCAGUAGGAACGUGAAGCGCGUGGGCACGAUCCUCCAGCGGGGGAUCCUGAUCCUGCUCCUUUUCUGCUUUCCCUGCUGGGCCAUCUUUCUCAACACCGAACGGAUCCUGCUGCUCUGCAGACAAGACCCGGAGGUUUCCAGAUUAACGCAAGUCUACGUCUUGAUAUUUAUUCCUGCACUUCCAGCAGCCUUCAUCUACCAGUUGCAGACACGCUACUUACAAAGCCAGGCCAUUCUUCUGCCCCAGGUGAUAACGGGGGUGGCCGCCAACAUCUUAAACAUCAUCAUGAACUCGGUCUUCCUUUACACCUUCGAGCUGGGCGUGGUAGGCUCAGCCUGGGCUAACACGUUAUCUCAGAAUUUGCAAGCCAUUCUCCUUUUCCUCUACGUCUGGUGGAAGAAGAUUCACAAGGAAACCUGGGGAGGUUGGACCCUGGACUGUUUGCAGGAUUGGGGCUCCUUCAUGCGCCUCGCGGUCCCCAGUAUGCUCAUGAUGUGCAUUGAGUGGUGGACCUUCGAGAUCGGCAGCUUCCUAGCAGGCAUGAUCAGCGUGGUGGAACUGGGGGCUCAAUCCAUCAUCUACGAACUAGCUACUGUUGCCUACCUGUUGCCGCAAGGGAUGAGCGUAGCCUCCAGUGUCCGAGUGGGCAAUGCGUUGGGAGCCGGAAACGCCGAUCAAGCCAAGCGGUCCUGCAUCACGGGUCUCCUCUGCACCGGGGCCUUUGCUGUGGUGUUUUCUGGCCUCCUGGCGGCCGUCAAGGAUGUGGUCGCUUACAUUUUUACCAGCGACAGAGAAAUUGUUGCCUUAGUUUCCAAGGUUAUGAUGAUUUUCGCUCCUUUCCAUCUGUUUGAUGCUAUCGCAGCCACGUGCGGUGGGAUCCUGCGAGGCGCUGGGAAGCAGAAGAUCGGGGCCCUGGCCAACGCCAUCGGAUACUAUGCCAUCGGUUUGCCCAUCGGGAUCACGCUUAUGUUCGGGUACAACCUGGGAGUAAUGGGACUCUGGACCGGCUUGAUUGUCUGCAUCUCCCUGCAGGCUUUUUCUUUCCUGAUCGUGGUCUUGCGAACCGACUGGAAGAAAUCGGCUGAGGAGGCCCAAAUCCGUGCAGGCUUGAUAGCCAGGCUCCAAACUGUGACUGACGCCAAAGAAAACCCUAUUGAGAAACCUGUUUCUUUAGCCUAUCUGGCGACCGAACCUGGGGUUCCCAACGGAGACGCGCUCAGCGACGCGGGUCACGAGAGCGAAAUGGUGCCGGAGCACCAGUUCAUCCUGUCGGAAGAGCCCCCGCAAGCAGAAAUCCUGUCUGGGAAAGAGCUGGCCAUUCGCCGCGGGCUGGCUCUGGCGUCGGCCGUCGGUAUCCUGAUCAUCGGGGUCACAAUCCGCCUCCUGCUGCCCAACAGAUAGAAACCAGGGACCUGAAGUGGGUGAAAGUCAGGAGCCGAUGGCUCUCUUCCGGCCAGAGACGGCCCCGUCUCCGUCAGAGAGGUUUCCAGAAUCUUCUCCAUUGGCCUAGAAACUCUUCCUUUAAGGCCGGCUAGGGCACCUUCUCCAGACCGACGUGAGUGGUUUGUUUUGGCCUGGAUCCGGCCAUUGACCGAAACUUGUUGAAAGCCACUUUAGUUAAAAGUUUGGCCCGAAGUUCAAAGCUGAAUGUUACCGGCUGGAAUUCACUGGUCCCGUAGGAUCCCUCUAUCCACGGGAUCAUUAUCCGCUGACUCUUUUAUCCACUGCCUGAGAAUGUUAAUUAACAAACCCUUCCUGAGAACUUACUAUAUCGCAAAACCAAAUGACAGUGGUUGAGUCUAGGCGCCUGAGACAAACUGAAAGCCGGCUGGCCGAAAACGGUGCCUUCCAUGGUCCCUAAAUUUUUCGUAAUUCUGUGUUUUGUGACGGUUUGGGGUUUUUACGAAUAAAUAAGGUUUUCUUAAGGACUGAA